AUGUCUUUGAACAAAGCUGAAGCUCUUGCUGAGCUCGAGAAGGCGAACCAGGAGCGUCUCAAGAAGGAGUACAGUGGCAAAGCUGGUACCAAGUUUGUCACUGAGGUCCGAGAGUCCAUGCUCUUCCAGUAUAACUGGGCGGACCUGCUCUCCGCAGCCCCAACUGCAUUAUCCCUGCUCGGAGCCUGUCAUGUUGCAUCCGCCAGCGAGGAGGCUUCUGCCAUUCGUCUUGGGGGUUCUUGUAUGCCCAAGGGCGGCUGGCAGUACCUCAAGGUUGCCGAGUCGCCAACCCUGAAAGCCUGUCUGGUAUAUGUUGGCGAUUGUGGUGCUAAGACAUUCCACAUCGCCGCCAGCAACAUGGAUGCCAUCGCAGGAACGUCUGGAGACUUGACUGAAAUUGUGACCGAAGUUAUUCGCGCAACUCAAAAGCUUCCCGAGCCUGGCUAUGCCAGAAUCCUUGACAACAAGCUUAUCCAGCUCAGACGUCUUUCUGAUAGCUGCCUCAAGUAUGCAGAGGACACUGAAAAGGCUUUCGAUACUUGGUUGCUCUGCGUCACGGAGUUCCAUACCGCUUCGGUUCAGAAGCAUGGUACCACCGAAGCAGAGGCAGAGGCCAACAACUCUCUGAAGCUACAGGCCCAGAUUGAAGCGACAUACACUCAGAAGGAGGUCGACUCGGCUGAGUCCCACGCUCAGAAUAUGCUCACUUCCUUGAACAAAGCCGAAGCAGCUUUUCAGAAAGCAAACGAUGAUAUUCCAUCUGCUUGGGAAACCUGCGCUAUGGGUGCUAUCAACGCAAUCGCGCAGGCAGGUCCCUCCAUUGUUGCCCAAGCUUUGCCGGCAAUUAUCAACGGCAUGAACCCCAUGUCUGCUGUCAACUCCAUGGCCAGUGCCUUUGGCAAGGCUGCAACAGACGGCGCUACUACCAUCCCCGGUAGCGCUCCCUUGGCCGGUGCGUUGUUGGGUGCCUCUGCUGGCCAAUCCGCUGCCAAGGGUGCCAAAGGCUCCCCUCUUGUCCAGGCCGAUCAAACUCCACCCGCAGACCCCGCUUAUGCAGCUGCACCCCUUAUAUCUCCCUUCCUGACCAACCUGUACUCGUAUCUCACUACCGGCCCCGACGGUGGCAUCGACUGGUCUAAGUUCAAGGACAGCAAGAAGGGACCAGAUGGCAAGGUCCAAGAGGCUCAUGGAAUUACUUGGCUGUUGACCAAUGUCAAGCAGCAGGAGAAGUCGGCACAGCUUGGAACAGAAGAGCCCAGCGUUGAGCUGAAGGGUGCUUUCGCCAAAAUGACCUCCACAAUUGAGGGAAUCAAAGCUGCAGUGCUCAAGUCAUCAGACAUGGCAUCUGGUGGUACAUCCGCCGAUGUAAUUAAGAAGUGGCAGGACGAUAUCAAAGAUGCCAAAACCACUGUGCUCAAGCUUGAGACCACAGCGAAGUCAUUCCCAGGAUCAUCAGCCAGUACACCACAGCUCCGAAACCUAAAGAUCAACGUACCUCCCACUGAUCACUCUGCCGCAACUGCUGCUCUCAGUGCCGCCACCGAGAAGCUUGCCAUCAACCAAAAUGCUCUCGAUGCGGCGCAACAGACCUACCAGAAAGCAGCCGAAAGCGCCCUCAAGGUUCAGAAAGAGCUUACAGCUAUUCAGACCAAGCUCAAGGGACUCGAGGUCGAGGGUCAAACGCUAGAGAAGGUCAAGGAGAUUCUGGUUGACUGUAUUGCAACUCUUGUCCAGCUCAAGGUCCAGAUUAGCAAGCUUAAGAGCUUCUUUGGCGCUCUGUCCACUAUGGUCAGGGUUGUUGUUCAGAACAAGGUGAAGAAGUUUGACGAAGAUGUCUCAAGCGUCGCUACAGAUGCAAACAAGAAACAGAUGCUCCGCCUUACAGAUAUGGACAUCGAGAUUAUUUACAGCAGCACCCUCCAGAUCAAGGCUUACUUUGAACUUCUCCAGACCAUCGCUCGCAUGUACUGCCGCAUGCACGUGGACCACGUUUCUAAGGGCAUGGAGUUGGUCUGGGAUCUCAGCAAGGUUGUCAAAGACCCAGAUGUUGUUCGCGAGAAGCGAAAGGCCCUCAACGACUGGGCUGAUGGCGCAUCUCAGGCCAUCAUGAAAACGGUAACCGAGAAGCAGAACGAGAUCAAGGAUGGCCUUCAGUCACGAAUCGAGAACAUCGCUGAGCAGACUCAGAUGCUGGAGAAGGUUGGUGUUAAAACCGACCCGGCAUUUACUGCUGCGAUGAAGACUGGAGCCGCCACUGUUACGGAGCAUGUUGAGAAAACCAUGCCCCAGACACUGGCGAUUGAAGUCAGUGAGGAUGUCAGUUGCUAA
Molecule: messenger RNA, 2328 nt
Organism: Fusarium proliferatum ET1
Lineage: Eukaryota; Fungi; Ascomycota; Sordariomycetes; Hypocreales; Nectriaceae
Exons: 3
Coding region: 1-2328 (775 amino acids)
Source: RefSeq, a predicted model, not a curated record